AUGCUUACACCUGCUAGUUCUAACCCUAAUGGUAAACUCAAUGAGGCUGCGCCUUCCCCGGUAGGAUUCAAAAAUGUUCCAGCUGUAGAGUCGCCUGUGGAAUUCAAGCUUGAAGGACAAAUUCCGUCUUGGGUUAAUGGUGUAAUGUACCGAACAGGUUCGGGCCGUUAUAAUAUUCUUUUGGAUAACGGCGAUACUUUUCAUAUUGGUCAUCCUUUUGAUGGUCUUGCUAUGCUUCAUCGUUUUGAAAUUUCGGGAGAAACACAAACAGUCAAGUACAAUUCCCGACAUACCUCGCAUGGUGUUGAAAAAAGAAUAGGCCAAAGAGAUCCUACUCUCUUGACAUUUGGUCCAGAUCCUUGCAAAACCAUCUUUGGUCGUAUUCAAUCUGUUUAUCAUCAUAUCUCCAAGUUUGGUUCUAACGCUGUACUACAAGAAUCUGAUGCUGAAUUUGAUAUGGUAAAUGUAACCAUCACGCCCAACUUCCCUUUGGGUGAACGAUUGGAAAAUGAAACUGGUGUCAAGCGUGGUGAAGCCCUCGUUGUCAAGAGAGAUGCCAACACGCUUCAAGUAGUUGACCCCGAAUCAUUAAAACCUCUCAAGAUGUUUACCUAUGGUCAUGUCAGCAAGCAGCUGCAAGGUCAACUAUGUGCUUCUCAUCACCAAUACGAUGAAGAAACUGAUGAAUAUGUUAAUUUUAUGGUAAAGCUUGGUCCCUUCCCUACUUUUCAAUCUUAUUCUAUUGGGCCCUACUUGCCUUCUCCUGUGGCAGAGAAAGAAAAGAUUGCUGCCCCUGAACCAAGACUUCAUCAACCUAUCUGGCGUCAUCUUGGAGCAUGGAAGACGUUAGAGGCCCUCAAGCCAUCCUAUAUUCACUCUUUCAGUAUGACUAAGAACUAUAUCAUUAUCCCCAACUUUCCUUAUUACUAUUCGUUGGGUGGUCUUUCUGCCAUUUACUAUUCUUCAGCCUAUCAAACCUUUUACUGGGAUGAAACACGUCAUACUUUAUUUCAGGUUAUUGACCGCCAUACUGGUAACCAUGUUGCAACUUAUGAAGCCGAUCCAUGUUUUGCUUUCCACACAGCCAAUGCGUGGGAUGAAGAAGUAGAAUUACCCGGCGGGCGUCGAGAACGUGUCAUUUAUAUGGAUUACUGCAUGUAUGAAAACACGGAUAUCGUCGAUGCAAGUUUUGAACUGGGAAAAACACCUACUGGAAAAAUGGAUCUGGACCGUGUUCAACCUGCUCGCUAUGUUUUUGAUAUGAAUACUUCCAAGAAAGAAACUAAUCAAAUCGCACCUUCUCAAUUCCGUCGUUAUCGUCUUGGCAAUGUGCCCGUUGCUCAACCUGGCUCUGAAAAAUGGACCCCUUCUUGGUCAAGUAGUUUCGACUGGGCGAAAAUGACCGCAUUCAAUAAGCGUCGUGUUGCUUCUUAUACCAUUAUUGGUCACGAUCUUGAAAUGCCUCGAUUUAACCCCAAAUACAACCUGAAGCGGUACAGAUAUUGUUGGGGUGUUUGUGAAUCUCAACAUGCUCCUUCAUACGCGUCUGGAUGUAUAGUGAACGGUUUGAUUAAGCUUGAUUUGGACAAGCCAUAUUUGGGAGCAAAUACAGAUGAAGCUAGUCCGGCUAAAAUCUGGGACGAGCCUGGAUGUUCGUGUGCAGAGCCUAUUUUUGUUCCUAAUCCUGAAGGCAAUGCAGAAGACGAUGGUAUUAUUAUGUCGAUUGUCAAUACCACUCUGGAAGAUGGUAGUGAAUCAUGCUUUUUAUUGAUAUUGGAUGCAGCUUCUCUUGAAGAAAUUGCUCGUACUACUGUAGGCGCAUUCAAUGCGGUAACAUUGCACGGAAGCUUUGUAAAUCAACAUGGAAGAGGAGUUGCCGUAAAUUAA
Molecule: messenger RNA, 1887 nt
Organism: Mucor mucedo
Lineage: Eukaryota; Fungi; Mucoromycota; Mucoromycetes; Mucorales; Mucoraceae
Product: putative carotene-dioxygenase
Exons: 3
Coding region: 1-1887 (628 amino acids)
Biological process (GO): carotene catabolic process
Molecular function (GO): carotenoid dioxygenase activity
Source: RefSeq, a predicted model, not a curated record